GCAAUGUCGUUGUAUCAGAAGAAGCAUUUUCUUGGACGGUUCGGGACCACCUUCCCCGGGCUAUCUUCUCUAUUUUUCUGGCGGACCUUUGUAUCACGAUGAUCGCACUUCCUUACCUCUUCUUUGUCUCUCUUGCGCUUCAUGGUGGUUUCNGUUGA
This is a messenger RNA of Ilex paraguariensis (yerba mate), 158 nucleotides long. Lineage: Eukaryota; Viridiplantae; Streptophyta; Magnoliopsida; Aquifoliales; Aquifoliaceae. The record is from the annotation of a GenBank genome assembly.